AUGAAUGUAAACAACCAGCAAAAAACUAUGUCAACUGUUGAACAUUUUCCUGAUGGAUCAAUUACUCAGAUUAUUUUCGAAAAUUUCCUGACUUAUGAACAUGUGGAAAUGUUUCCUGGUCCAAAUUUGAAUGUUAUUGUUGGACCAAAUGGGACAGGCAAAAGCACAAUUAUGUGUGGUUUAUGUCUGGCAGUGGGUGGUACUCCAAAUUUACUUGGACGAUCCGAAUUGUUAGCUGACUAUAUCAAGCAUGGUUCGGAGAAAGGAUCUGUUAAAGUCUUCAUGUAA
Loa loa (African eye worm) is the source of this 288-nucleotide messenger RNA. RefSeq lists its product as hypothetical. Gene Ontology annotation, biological process: double-strand break repair via homologous recombination. The coding region runs from base 1 to 288 and encodes 95 amino acids. Lineage: Eukaryota; Metazoa; Nematoda; Chromadorea; Rhabditida; Onchocercidae. The transcript is spliced from 3 exons. Gene Ontology annotation, molecular function: ATP binding; ATP hydrolysis activity. The record is from RefSeq and is a predicted model, not a curated record. Gene Ontology annotation, cellular component: Smc5-Smc6 complex.